Molecule: messenger RNA, 1609 nt
Organism: Echinops telfairi (small Madagascar hedgehog)
Lineage: Eukaryota; Metazoa; Chordata; Mammalia; Afrosoricida; Tenrecidae
Gene: DNAJC7
Product: DnaJ heat shock protein family (Hsp40) member C7
Exons: 14
Coding region: 59-1543 (494 amino acids)
Molecular function (GO): protein binding
Source: RefSeq, a predicted model, not a curated record
GACCGGAAGUGCUCUUCACCGCCCGCCUCCCACCCGGCUCUCUGGUCCCGGCGGUAAGAUGGCGGCUGCCGCGGAGUGCGAUGUGGUAAUGGCGGCGACCGAGCCCGAUCUGCUCGACAACGAAGAGGCGAGGAGGGAAGCAGAGUCUUUCAAAGAACAAGGAAAUGCAUACUACGCCAAGAAAGAUUACAAUGAAGCCUAUAACUAUUACACUAAAGCUAUCGAUAUGUGUCCUAAAAACGCUAGCUACUACGGUAAUCGAGCAGCCACCUUAAUGAUGCUUGGAAGGUUCCGGGAAGCUCUAGGCGAUGCCCAGCAGUCGGUGAGGUUGGAUGACAGUUUUGUCCGGGGACACCUACGGGAGGGCAAGUGCCACCUUUCUCUAGGGAAUGCCAUGGCGGCAUGUCGGAGUUUCCAGAGAGCACUAGAACUGGAUCACAAGAACACUCAGGCACAGCAAGAGUUGAAGAAUGCGAAUGCAGUCGUAGAAUAUGAGAAAAUAGCAGAAACAGAUUAUGAGAAGCGGGAUUUCCGGAAGGUGGUUUUCUGCAUGGACCGUGCCCUAGAAUUUGCCCCUGCCUGCCAUCGCUUCAAAAUCCUCAAAGCCGAAUGUUUAGCCAUGCUGGGCCGUUAUCCGGAAGCACAGUCUGUGGCCAGUGACAUUUUACGAGUGGAUGCCACCAAUGCCGACGCCCUGUACGUGCGCGGGCUUUGCCUUUACUAUGAAGACUGUAUCGAGAAGGCGGUUCAGUUUUUCGUGCAGGCUCUCAGGAUGGCCCCUGACCACGAGAAGGCCUGUGUUGCUUGCCGAAAUGCCAAAGCCCUUAAAGCAAAGAAAGAAGACGGGAAUAAGGCAUUUAAAGACGGAAACUACAAGCUAGCCUAUGAACUGUACACAGAAGCCCUAGGAAUAGAUCCCAACAAUAUAAAAACAAAUGCUAAACUCUACUGUAAUCGGGGUACGGUGAAUUCCAAGCUUCGGAAGCUAGACGGCGCAAUUGAAGACUGCACGCACGCCGUGCGGCUUGACGACACGUACAUCCGCGCCUACUUGAGAAGAGCUCAGUGUUAUAUGGACACAGAACAGUAUGAGGAAGCCGUGCGGGACUACGAGAAGGUGUAUCAGACGGAAAAGACAAAAGAGCACAAACAGCUCCUGAAACACGCCCAGCUGGAGCUGAAGAAGAGCCAGAGGAAAGACUACUACAAGAUCCUGGGGGUGGACAAGAGUGCCUCCGAGGACGAGAUCAAGAAAGCCUACCGGAAACGGGCCCUGAUGCACCAUCCAGAUCGGCACAGUGGGGCCAGUGCUGAAGUUCAGAAGGAGGAGGAGAAGAAGUUCAAGGAAGUUGGAGAAGCCUUUACUAUCCUUUCGGAUCCCAAGAAAAAGACUCGCUACGACAGUGGGCAGGACCUGGAUGAGGAGGGCAUGAACAUGGGUGAUUUUGACGCAAACAAUAUCUUCAAGGCAUUCUUCGGUGGUCCUGGGGGUUUCAGCUUUGAAGCUUCUGGUCCAGGCAAUUUCUUUUUCCAAUUCGGCUAAUGAAAGGACACCAGUCACCCAGCACCCAGCAAAUGCAGACUUGCUCGGUUGAACCUUGAAUAUGGA